CAGCCAGCUGUACGAAAGUGAACGAAGCAUUUCAAACGGUCGAUUCGAAUUCAGCGAUUGGAGCAAGUAAAUAGCAGCGGGGUUGUCGAAUUUUUUCCUUGUGUGGCCAGCAUAUUUAUUGUUUAUUGUACUUUUGUGAAAAUAUAUAUUUGAUUGCGAUGAAUAUAUCUGCAGGCACCAACAGCGCAUCGAGCAAUCAACCGCGUAAAAUAUCUAAUCAAAAUAUUCAGGUGUAUGUGCGUGUUCGGCCAUUAAAUGCACGGGAACGUUGUAUUCGAUCGGCGGAAGUGAUAGAUACCAUUUCGCCACGUGAAAUAGUAACUCGGCAUACCAUUGAAUCGAAGUUGACAAAGAAGUUUACCUUCGAUCGUGUAUUUGGUACAGACUCGCGGCAGGCGGAUGUCUACAGCACGGUGGUGGCACCUCUCAUUGAGGAAGUGUUGUCCGGCUACAACUGCACCGUAUUUGCUUAUGGUCAAACGGGAACGGGCAAAACUCAUACCAUGGUGGGCACUGAAUGCGCAGAAUUGAAGUCAUCUUGGGAGGACGUAA
Molecule: messenger RNA, 552 nt
Organism: Rhagoletis zephyria (snowberry fruit fly)
Lineage: Eukaryota; Metazoa; Arthropoda; Insecta; Diptera; Tephritidae
Product: kinesin-like protein Klp61F
Biological process (GO): spindle elongation; mitotic spindle assembly; microtubule-based movement
Cellular component (GO): mitotic spindle; spindle microtubule; nucleus
Molecular function (GO): ATP binding; plus-end-directed microtubule motor activity; microtubule binding
Source: RefSeq, a predicted model, not a curated record